AUGUCAAAUAAUUAUCAACCGAAUAGUAAUUCUACAACUAAUAAUAAUUCAACUCCAAAAUCACUACAUCCAGAACCAACUACAACUACAUCAACAACAUCAAAUUCAUCAUCUAUACCUUUACAACCACCAGCCCCUCAUUUUCCAAAUUCAUAUAAUAGAUCAUCGUAUUCAAACUAUGAAAUAGACACUAAAACACAAUCACAAACUCCACAACAACAAACUCAACCAAUAUAUAAUUAUCCACCAGUCCCACCACAUCAACAUCAACCUGCUUCAUAUUUAAAUAAUGAUAUUUUCACUGCACAGCAACAACAAAUACAACAACAAUAUCAUCCAUUACCUAUUCCUCCAAUGGAUUAUCAACCUAUAAAUCAAAUGAGUCAAAUGAAUCAAAUACCACAACAAUAUUAUCAACAACCAAUACAUCAACAACAACAACUACAACAACAACUACAACCACAACAAGAAGAAAAAACACUAGAUGUGAAAAAGGGUAGAAAACCAAGAAGAAAAAGUCAUGAUGUUAAAGAAGAAAGUGUUGAAGGUAAUAAUAGUGGUACUAGUACUGAAGCAACACCAAAACCAAUUACAAAAAGAUCAAGAAUGGGUUGUUUAACUUGCCGACAACGUAAAAAAAGAUGUUGUGAAACUAGACCUAGAUGUACUGAAUGUAGUAGAUUACGUUUGAAUUGUAGUUGGCCAAAACCAGGUACUGAACAUAAAAAUAAACCAAAAGAUCAAAAAGAAGAUGAAAAUACUAUUGAACAUGAGAUUUAUGGAAGAAUUAAAGUGUUGAGAGGUAUAGUGGAAUAUAGAAGUAAAUAA
Messenger RNA from Insectozyma verbasci, 828 nucleotides. NCBI's taxonomy places the organism in Eukaryota, Fungi, Ascomycota, Pichiomycetes, Serinales, Debaryomycetaceae. The record is from the annotation of a GenBank genome assembly.